AAGCUAUUACCGUGCGAUCCGUAUGAAAUGUCGCCGGAUAUUAGCUCUCAGGAAAUCGUGAAAGCUCAGGUGAAUUACUUUAAGUGCGGCGGGGUAGCAAUCAGCGUCUGCAUGUGGCAUGUGGUUGCCGAUGGACCAACUGCCGCGUCGUUUAUAUCUACUUGGGCUAAAAUAGCUAAUAAUGACGGCAGCGGCGGCGGCGGUGGUGGUGAGUUAAACGACGUCGGAAAUGUUGUUUAUGAUUGCACCACCUUUUUCCCUCCGAAGGACAUCAAAAGCUUGUUAAUGUCCAAUAUCAAGACUGAAGAAUUAUUAAGCAAUAUUACGAUGAAACGGUGCGUAUUAGACGGAGCCAAAAUCUCUGCGUUGAGAGAAGCAGUAGGUAACGGGCCGUAUUUAGAUCGUCCGACUCGGGUCGAGGCUGUCGGUGCUCUAAUUUGGAAGGCGGUUAUGGACGCAACCGGAGAAGAAUACGUAGCGUCAAUUCCUGUAAAUUUGAGAAACAAAAUGGAGCCUCCGUUGCUAAAGAAUUGUAUGGGCAACAUCAAUCAGGUGACGUUCACGACGGACUGUUCGUUGCAAGAUGACUAUAAUUGUUUAGCCGGAAAACUUCACGAGUCGAUAAAGAAGAUGGACGAUGAGUAUGUGAGGAAGAGCCAUGAAAGUGGCGAAUAUUUUGAAUAUGUGAAAAAUAUAGCUGCCGGGAUGACGGAGGAUCCUAAACUGUUGAAAAUGUUGGGGAUAAGUAGUUGGUGUAGGUUUCCGUUUUAUGAGUCGGAUUUUGGGUGGGGAAAACCCGUUUGGGUGACUCCGGCGAUGAUUAGCAGAGGUGUGUUUCUGCUGGAUACAAAGGAUGGUCACGGAAUAGAAGCCUGGAUUGGAUUGCCUGAAGAAAUUAUGGCAAAGUUUGAAAAAGACCCUAGAGUAUGUGACUAUGUUUCAUUCACCCCCAAUUAAUUGCAAUCUAGGAAGAAAAUCUUAGCUUUAGUAUGCAUGAAAUAAUGUUGCUGGUUGUAGUAGGAUGUAAACAGGUCGAGCUGAGCCUGAAUUCAAACUAGUUCAAGCUUGAGUUCGAAUGAUUUUUUUUUUUUUAAGUUUGAGCUCGAAUUCAGUUGCAUUAAAUAAUUUUUUAAAUUUUGAUUAAUUCGGUUUUUUUUAAUUUUCAGUAUAUACAUUUUGUAGUUUUACAAA
Messenger RNA from Mercurialis annua (annual mercury), 1191 nucleotides. Its product is annotated as salutaridinol 7-O-acetyltransferase-like. Lineage: Eukaryota; Viridiplantae; Streptophyta; Magnoliopsida; Malpighiales; Euphorbiaceae. The record is from RefSeq and is a predicted model, not a curated record. The transcript has a single exon. The coding region runs from base 28 to 957 and encodes 309 amino acids.